AUGGCUUCUUGGUUCAAAGAGGAGACAACUCGCCCAGCUUUCGACAACAAGGCCACGCCGUUAAUUAGUUUCGGUCGGCCAUUUGCAGAAACAUGCUCCAAACACGUCAGAGACAAAUUCGAAAGCUCACGAGUAUACAUCAUAGCCUCUCGUUCUCUCUCACAGAACACAUCAUCCCUCAACGACCUCAAGUCGGCUCUCGGCGACCGUGUUGCUGGUGUUCACAUUGGCAUCUCACCGCAUACGCCACUCCCGGAGAUCGUGGCCAUUCUCUCAGAGGUGAAGUCUCUUGACAUUGACUGCAUCGUGACCCUUGGCGCUGGGAGUAUCACAGAUGGGGCAAAGCUGAUACGUUUUGCUCUGGCAAACAACGCCUUCGCCGAAGAAGAUAUUUACACGCUCUGGGGCGGCAAGUCACACAAUCCCAACAAGCGCGAAACUCUGCACAAACCAACAAUUCCAUUGAUAUGUAUACCGACUUCACUGUCCGGAGGCGAAUACCAGGCCAUUGCGGGAGCAACAGAUGUAAAGACCAAAGCCAAGUACACCUUCGAGCCCAUUGUCGAUCCCGAUCUAGUAAUACAAGACCCGCAGUUGACGACAACGACGCCAGAACGUAUCUGGCUCAGUACUGGCAUCCGAGCAGUGGAUCAUUGUGUUGAGACCUUAUGCUCGCUACAGAGUAACGAGGAUGGCGAUGCAUGGGCAGCAAGGGGUCUCGAGAAGUUGAUAUCCGGUCUUUUACGAUGCAAGCAUGAUCCUGGAGAUCUGAACGCUCGUCAUCUUUGUCAGACAGGCGUUGUGGAAGCUAUGCGCGCGGUAUCCUCGGGUGUACCACUAGGUGCGAGUCACGCUAUAGGACAUCAACUGGGUCCUUUGGGUGUCGGCCACGGCGAGACGAGCUGUAUCCUGCUGCCAGCAGUUUGCAAAUUCAAUGCCGGUAAGGAUGUUAAUAACGACCAGCAGGAUCGCACAGUCGAGUUACUUCUCGAACAGCAAGCGGUCAAGUCUCUGCUACAGGUAAAUGGGGUGUUAGGCGACAAGCUCGAUCUUGGUGAUAUUCUGGACUUGGUCAUACGGGAGUUGGAUAUGCCGCGUACACUGAAGGAUGUGGGAGUUACGGCUGACCACUUACCGGGCCUGGCUGAAAACAGCUUAAACGAUAUCUGGAUUAAAACGAACCCGUAUAAAAUUACAAAAAAGCAAGAGGUGUUGGAGAUUUUAGAACAGGUUAGUGGGGAUACAAGUCCCUUUGGACUGUGA
Fusarium sp. VM40 is the source of this 1263-nucleotide messenger RNA. The record is from the annotation of a GenBank genome assembly. Lineage: Eukaryota; Fungi; Ascomycota; Sordariomycetes; Hypocreales; Nectriaceae.